Molecule: messenger RNA, 2349 nt
Organism: Suillus paluster
Lineage: Eukaryota; Fungi; Basidiomycota; Agaricomycetes; Boletales; Suillaceae
Product: Spc98 family-domain-containing protein
Exons: 3
Coding region: 82-2277 (731 amino acids)
Biological process (GO): mitotic cell cycle; microtubule nucleation; cytoplasmic microtubule organization
Cellular component (GO): spindle pole; equatorial microtubule organizing center; centrosome
Molecular function (GO): microtubule minus-end binding; gamma-tubulin binding
Source: RefSeq, a predicted model, not a curated record
GCGAGAUUUUAGGGUUCAAGUGAGUUUGCUUGCUUUCUGGUCUGAUCUCUCCGCCAAACUGACGUCUAGAACUAUCUUGACAUGAUUGCAGAGGUCCUUCUAGUCCUUGCAGGCCACUCCUCAUCGCUGUUUCCAACAGAUCACAAUUUACACCCUGUUUUCAGACCAUUGCUGCAUCCAGGCGAAGAGCAAUGUCUUGAAGCCCUCGGACAGAUAGCUUUCAGAUACCGCAACAUAAAGAAGGCGUGUACAAUCCUCUCCCGGUCCAAGUCGCGUUAUGUCUGCGCACUCUGCGCGACAUUAAACCAGAUUCUGAAGGACGAAUACGAAAGACUUGUGGUAGAUACAGAGGCGAAGAUCUUGAAACGCGAUCCUGAGCUCGUUGCCCACGGGUCUUUUGUACCACUUUCAGCUGUACGGGCGACUUUUGCAGAAUGGGACUCUCCGCUCACAGCGUUAGAGACCUUGAUGAAUCAGCUGCAAGCUCAGAAGCACUGGCAGCCUGGUCCCCUGAUUGACAUGUUGCUCGCUCGUUCAAAGACUGGCGUCUAUAGGAUUGCGGAUAUCAUAUCACGUCUUUCUGUCGCCGUCCAACGCGUGUGGCGGAGUCAAUUGUCCGCAUUCCUGGUACACGGAUCCUUGGCUUCCUCUGAUCCUCUAGCAUCAGAAGAUUUUACGCUUUUGGAUGGCACUAUGCCUUCUUGUAUCUCUUCUGAAACGAGAGAAUCCAUCAUUUAUGUGGGUCGCGCCAUCGCCACCGUCAAAGCCAAAAAGUGGCAGAAUCAGCUGCCGCGCGAGCAAGCGCUUGAGUAUGCCAAUCUGCUGGAGACCGUCUUGCCCGAGGACCGAUACAAAUUCGACCUCGUGAUCUCGCAGAUCCGGACAAAUGUCAGUGAAUGGUUAUGGCUCAACGUUCUGACGCGGAAGGAUGUCGAAGACGCUGUCAUAUCGCUGGCCAGUUACUUUCUUCUGCGCAAUGGCGAAUUCAGCUUAGCACUCAUCCGCGAGAUUGAGCGCUUGAAGGUAUCACGGCUCACGACUCGAUCAGGAGCAGCGUCAGUGAUUCGAGAACAAGAUUUAAAUCUAGCGCUCCUCCGAGCGUCUCUUGGAACUACCGCUCAGCAUGAUCCGUCACUUUUACAUCUCCGUUUCGAGCUCCCUUCCGGGCCCCUUAGGCCCCUGCUGCCCUCAUUGGCAAAUUCCAAAGCACUAUCUUCGUCCGUUGCUAGUAAUUCAGCCGAAGUCACAUCCUUCGACGACCUCCUUUUAGGCACAAAUCUCAUCCUGUCGUACAAUGUCACCUGGCCUCUGGAUCUUUUUCUGCACCCCUCAGAUCUUCAGAUAUAUGCAGCUCUUUUCAACUACCUUUCUUCUUUACGCAAAACCCACACUCGGAUCCACACGUGCUGGACCUCACUCUCCAACGCACAACGUGCGCGACGGCGAUGGACGGGUCUUGGCGAAGGUGGCACUGCCGAAGACCUCGAAGUGCGUAGGGAACUGUUACGUUGCGGGUGGGGUGUUGUGAGGGAUAUGGGAUGGUUCCUUGACACGGUCCUCGGUUAUGUCAUGGUCGAUGUCGUAGACGUCGAGUUCAGAAGACUGAAGGAUCUCUUGGGUAACCCAAGACACGGACAUCCUGAGAGCGUGGGCAAACACCCCAGUUCACAGAACAUUGGCGCCCAAGCCAAUGCAGACCCCUCAACCUACCUUGAUUUCACCACGCUGCGAAAUAUUCACACGACGUAUCUCGAGCGCUUGCUGACGGGGUGUUUGCUGUCUAAUCCCGCUCUUACUGCGAUUCUUCGGCCAAUUUUCGAGGUGUGCGAACGAUUUGUUGCACAGGUGGAGAGAUGGGGCGGAGAUGUCCUGCCUGCGUUACUGUUUGAGGGGAGUUUAGCAGCCGGUGGGGAUGAUAAGGUGGGUACUAUGGUACAGGAGCGGUUUCAAGUUGUGUCAGAGAUAAAUGAGAACCUUCAUGUGCUGCUUAACUUGUUCUACGAGCAGCUUUCGCUGUCGACCUCUCAGCAACCCUUCACAGCCACUGGCGAUGCCUCGAAGUCCAUUCUAAUGAACGCUAGCGUGGUCAAUGCGUCGACAUUACAGCGCACGUUCAUCCGAGGAAAGAGCGCCAAGGGUUUCGAGGGAGAGGGAGAAGUUCGCCGACACGUUGAGAGGUUGUUACUUCGGCUGGACUUCAACGGAGCGUUAUCGAAACCCAAAGGUGGUGCCAGCGAACAGAUUGCGAGGGAAAAUGUGAGUGCGUAUCCUUUGUAGAGAUUACAUGUAAUCUGGAAAGAUAAAAUUAUGCAUUGGAUUACUUUGAGUGCUAGAUCUGGCAGUUUUAUU